CGCGACUCAUUUGACAUUUUUCAUUUGUCGCCCUUUACUUUUCCCCUUCUUUCGAAAACAAUCCUAAUGGUCAGAGAACCGCACAUGCGCCGCUCCAGCAAUGCUAUAGUGGACACUUCGAAUAGUGAUUUAUCUCAUGCAAAUCGAUAUGAUCCUCGAUCUGUCAAUAAGCGACACCUAACGUCGAAUGAGACUUUAGGUGUACAACCUAGUAUACCCGCCAUUUCACGAACUAAUAACAACAUCAACCACCCACCCACCACUGGUAACCGACCAGUCAAUAUGAAUAUGCAGCCUAGUGUACCUGCUUUGACACCAGCCCAGAUGUAUUCUAAUUUUGAAGAGUGGAUAAAGAUGUGUACUGAUAAUAAAGUAAACUCUACAAAUACUUGGAACUUUGCUUUGAUUGAUUAUUUUCAUGAAAUGACAUUUUUGAAAGAAGGCGACUCAAUCAACUUCCAAAAAGCUUCUUGUACUUUGGAUGGUUGCGUCAAAAUUUAUACUUCGCGUGUCGAUUCUGUUGCAAACGAAACAGGCAAAUUGUUAAGUGGUUUAGCUGAUAGUAAUACAAAUAUAUUUAUUUUCUUGGCUCUAUUUGUAGAUGCCGAUGUAGACGAUGAAAAUGGAAGACAACCAGGCGAAAGACGAACCAGAAAAAGAACCAACCGAUCUGAAGCUACUUUAUUAAAGGACUUCUCAUCAAUUGCAUUGAAAAAGUUUGAUCUAGAUUUCGCCAUUGAUCCUUUAUUUAAAAAGACAUCUGCCGAUUUUGAUGAAGGAGGCGCUAGAGGAUUGUUAUUGAAUCAUCUAGGUUUGGAUCAAAAUUGCAAAAUCAUCUUCGAUGCCUCUGACGCCACUAUAGAAGCAGAUAUAGAUGAGUUAGAUGGUGAACAUUCGAUAGUAGCUCAUAUGGAUCAAAUUAUGGAAACUAAUGGAGAUGCUGGAGAAAAAAUGGAAGAGGAUAACGACAUUGAUGAGCAAGCAAAAGACGACCCAAUGGAAGCAGAAGAUGAGAAUGCGGAGAAGAACCAGGAAGCUAUGGAGUUGGAUGUCGAGGAGACACAGAAGGAUAAAGAGGAACAAAAAGAAGAAAAUGAAUCGGAUAAGGACAGGCUUAAACCUAUUGAAAUUGCACGACUCAAGUCUAGAUUACCUAAAUUUGAUGCGCUACCGAGUUUUCAUAUUGUUCCCUUUCUGAAAGGAUACAACUUUUUUGCUGACAAUGAUAAUGAAAUGACAAUACCAGAUUUGGACGAUCUAGACGAUGCAGAAGAUUUGCUACAGCAGAAUAAUGCGAACCCUGCCCCAUCUGAUAAUAACUAUACUGACAUAGCCGACGAUGCGUUCCAUUUUGAUGAAGCAGAUGAUGGAUUCGGAAUGGACUUUGACGAUAUGAAUGCAAAUCUUGAUCCUUUUGACACACAAGCUAACUUCAAUAUAAAUGCAGACGAUGAGAAUGAUGGCAAUAGUCAGCAAAUACAGCAACAAAAAGAAGGCAACGUAGCUGAGUCCAAUGAAUAUGAUUUUCUAUCAGCUUUGAUUCAACAUGGCGAAGACAAAGAAAUGUUAGACUAUUUCGAUUUUACCUUAAAGAAGAACUGGGCGGGCCCCGAGCAUUGGAAGCUGCGUAGACCUGUAACUACUUCAACCGUUAAAACACCCACUGAUAGAACUACUGCGGAUGGCACAUCAGCAACCGUUGAAAAGUCGAAGAAGAGAGCCAAAAUUGUUGACUUUUCGAUUCCGUUUGAUAAACUACUCAAUGCAGUGAAGAAGGACGACGACGACGAAGCUGAAAAAGACACUAACGGCGAAGAUAUGGAAAUCAGUACAGAGACUGUAGAUGAUGAUGAACAUACUUUCGAGCCAAUGACAAAAAAGCCUUCUCUUACUAAAGAAAUGAUCGCGAAAAUGGCCGAUAACCAACUACCAGAUGAUAUUCAGUUUUCGUCCAAGUUAUUGUUACAAUAUUCAUUGAAGCCAACCUUCCCUAACAAAGCUAAAAAACGCUCGAAUCAUGACACAGAUAAAUGCAAUAUCCCACAAUCAUCAGCCUCACAAAAUAACUCACCAGCAGAGGAUGGAGACCCUAACAACCCUGAUAUCAACUUUUGGGCUGACCAGGGACAGGAUUAUGGUGAUGAAAUAGACUACGGAGACAUGCCUACAGAUAAUUAUGAUGAUGAGGGAACACAAAUGUCGCAAACAAUGUUGACCGCUUUUGAAGAUACUUCCUUUGCUCAUGGAGCAGAUGCUAAUGUAGUGUCAGGAUUCAAUUUGUUCGAAAAUGGUGAUGACGAUAUAUUAGAUGCUGAAAGUGCCAAACUUUAUGGUGAUGAAUUGAUUACAAGUCAUAGUUUGAAAAAAACAAAACCUUUGUAUGUGAAUUAUGCGCGACAAGCAAAGAGAGUGGACGUAAAGAAAUUGAAGGAUAACUUAUGGAAAGUGCUUACUACCACCACUGUGACAACCAGCAGUGGUGAGAAGGAAGACACUGAUAGCGCUCUAACAGAGCAGCAUCCACAACGACAACGAAUUAUUCGAACGGACAAAGUUCAAGGUGUACAGAAAUUCACUGAUAUUGUUCACAAUCUAAAAAAGCUUUAUUCGCCAAAGACAAUGAAAGAUAUCUCAGUGCCUUUUUGUUUCAUCUGUCUAUUGCACUUAGCCAAUGAAAAGGAACUUAGUAUACAAGGCGUACAAAAGAAUAGCAACGGUGGUGACGCUGAUGAUGACGAUUUUGUGCUUGGUGGCGAUGGAGACGGUACUAGCACUGAAUGGAUGGAAAAUCUAAAUGAAAUAACGAUCACUCAGAACUAAAAUCAGCUUGCAUGCAUGACAAUAUACCA
Mycotypha africana is the source of this 2849-nucleotide messenger RNA. RefSeq names its product condensin complex subunit 2/barren. Bases 67 to 2820 code for a protein of 917 amino acids. Gene Ontology annotation, molecular function: chromatin binding. NCBI's taxonomy places the organism in Eukaryota, Fungi, Mucoromycota, Mucoromycetes, Mucorales, Mycotyphaceae. The record is from RefSeq and is a predicted model, not a curated record. Gene Ontology annotation, biological process: mitotic chromosome condensation. The transcript has 5 exons. Gene Ontology annotation, cellular component: condensin complex.